GUAAAUGUGCUCCUGCGUGGCUCUGCUGAGCAGAGUACCCAUGGAGCCAACUUCAGCUUCCACCAAAAUCCCUGAGGUCCAAGACUUAUGGCAAAGUGUCACCCGUGAGAUAUUUAAAUGCCAACCUCCUCAGCUCCUGGAUGUUGUUCUACCACCCAAGCCCGGGAACAGCGCCUUUACAGGGGACUUCCCUGCCCUUCCCCGGGUCAAAACACCAAGAACAAAAAAAAAAAAUCUUCAAGGAACCACUCUAAAACUUGCGGAUUUGCAAAUCGGACCUGUCUCCUCCCCCGGUGCAGCUGGACGGCCGGAUCGGCGCUGCUGCUGCUACAGAGAGGAGCUCCCACCCAGCCGCUCUCCUUCAGAGCCACCAGCAGCCUUUGAAGAACCCGCUGUGUCUCCCCAGGUUUCUGGUGGCCACGCUCGGAAGCCCUCGGUGCUAUGCUGCCCUGCCACAUGCCCAAUUUAAGGCAUCCAUCCAAGUGGAUGUUUGCUCCUCUCCUCCUCAUCCUGGCUGAGCUCGGCUGCAGCGCCCAACCCACUUACCAAUGGAAAGAUCCCGUGACAAACAAGAAGCUCACCUGCCAGCAGUGCCCGCCGGGCACCUUCGUGGCACAGCACUGCAGCAGGGACAGACAGACGGUGUGCGCUCCCUGCCCGGAUUUGCACUACACGCAGUACUGGAACUACCUGGAGAAGUGUCGGUACUGUAACGUCAUCUGCGGGGAGAAGCAGGUGGAGGUGCAGCAGUGCAAUGCCACCCACAACCGUGUCUGCCAGUGCCAGGAGGGCUACUACUCGGAGAUGGAGUUCUGCAUCAAGCACUCUGAGUGCCCGCUGGGCUUCGGCGUAGAGAAACUGGGUACCCCCUUCGAGGACACCCAGUGCGUCGCCUGCCCCGACGGCUACUUCUCUUCCUCCGUCUCCAGCACCAAGCCGUGCCAGCAGCACCAGGACUGCACGCAGCAGGGGAAGGUGACCAACGUGCAGGGCAACCAGUACCACGACACCCUCUGCACCACCUGCGGACUGGGGAGAAGCAACAGCAGCGUGCAGGGACAGGGAGAUGACGACUGUGAGCAAGCCAUGAUAGACUUUGUGGUGUACCAGAACAUCCCCAUCAGAAAGCUGAAGCGCCUGCAGCAAAUCUUGGAGCGCUCCUCAAGGAAGCAGGUGCUGGAGAACAAGGCGGUUGUCCAGGAGAAGUUCAGGGCUUUCCUCAUCCAGCUCAAAGAGGGCCACUACGAGGUCACCAAGGAGCUGCUGGACGCGCUGCGAGCUGCCAAGCUGCACUCCAUCGAGGAGAAGGUCCGCAAGCGCUUCCUCCUCAACUGAGAACACGAACUGAACUUUUCGGGUGGUUUUUCUUUUGUUUUGUUUUUUCUUCUGUGGCUUCGUUAAUUUAUUAAUCUUUCCAAACCUAACUUGAAAUGCAAUGCAGAGAUGAGUGACAGGUCAGAGUCAAGCCGUCCUGUGGGAGGAACACCCCGUGGGUGUUUUGCUGCCCCUGGGAUGGGAUGCUGUGAGCUGUGCCCUCCCUGCACCCGCCGCUGGUGCAGCUCCUGGGAGUUCCCUGGGUCCCGGCUGCUGAUUUUCCAGCACUCAACAAGGUCAAUAUUUUAUCAGAAAAGAAACAAGCAGCCAGGAUUACUUUUUUCUGGGGAAGAACCCAGUGUCUGGCUUUGUUUUAAGCUGUGUGCUUUUGAUGUGGUGUUUUUUUUUUUUUGGUAGUUAUUUGACAGUAUUUCCCACAGAGGAUUCACUUGUGUUUGUUUGUCGUGCUUUGUUUUGAGAAAGGAGUCUCCUGCUGAGAGGUGUGUUGGGUGUAGGAUGCCCCUGAAGUCACUGGUACAGCCGGCUUUAAAUUGAUUUCUAAACUACCUGUUUUUAUACCGUGUGCGAGAGAUGUUUUCUAAAGAAAGAAACCAAAGAAAUUAUUUUAUUAUACAA
Messenger RNA from Calidris pugnax (ruff), 1950 nucleotides. RefSeq names its product tumor necrosis factor receptor superfamily member 6b (gene TNFRSF6B). Lineage: Eukaryota; Metazoa; Chordata; Aves; Charadriiformes; Scolopacidae. The record is from RefSeq and is a predicted model, not a curated record. Gene Ontology annotation, molecular function: protein binding. The transcript is spliced from 6 exons. The coding region runs from base 442 to 1335 and encodes 297 amino acids.